Messenger RNA from Cimex lectularius (bed bug), 883 nucleotides. RefSeq lists its product as uncharacterized. The coding region runs from base 343 to 768 and encodes 141 amino acids. NCBI's taxonomy places the organism in Eukaryota, Metazoa, Arthropoda, Insecta, Hemiptera, Cimicidae. The transcript has 2 exons. The record is from RefSeq and is a predicted model, not a curated record.
UUUUUGUGCUUUCAUAAAAAUCGAUAGGUUUUUUCGCUAUAAAAUAGUCCGGGUCAAUCUAACAUUUCGAAGAAAGGCGUCCAUCCUUGAGAAAUUAUGAGCUAUCGUUAUUUAAAAAAGGAGGGUGUUUGAAAACUGUUUGUUGAUGGAUAACCGGGCAAGAUCUUUUAAUAAACGUCAAAAAUCGGGACAGUUCUGUGUGCAAAUUUGGCCAUAUGGCCUUCUCACUUAUGAAAUAUCCAUAUGGCAAGGAGUAGCAGGUUUAUAUUUAUACAAGGACAUAAGAAUUUAAGAUCAAAAGCCUAAAUUUACAAACAAAUCAUACAUUGCUAAAUUUCAGAAAUGUUUUGGCCCGGUGAGAGAGGGAAGGAUCCUCCGAUGGACAUCGACGUUCCAGACGAGUACAUGGAGAUCGAGGCGGGUCGUCCAAGCGUGGCCGCUGCGAUUUCCUACGACGACGUCGGCGAGGCCAUGGAUAUCGAAGAGGCCAAGACGAGCACCGGCAUCACGAGAACAGGGUGCGGUAGUUCUUUGAUCCCCGGUGUCAAGAUUCCACCUCACUCCAGUAAAGCGGACCGCCUGAAGAUCCAAAGCCAGUCCGAUCUUCUGUCCGAACGCAAAGACGGGAGAAUGGCCUUGCGACUGGCCGAAGGGCUGAAAUCCCCCUGGUCAGACCCGUCCAUCUACCAGAUCCAGAUUGACGAUUUAGAAAAGACAAGGAAGCAGUUGGAGAAAAUAAGUACGGACUGCGGUAAGAAAGGCACCUGAAGAUUUUAAUGGCGGCAGAAAACAUACUUUUAAUAAACCCUCUCUCAAUCUAAACAAACAUUAAACACUCGUUUCGCAAAUACGAAAUUUCAAACGACAACAUAUUUCUCAAUUA